UGGCGCACAAGUCUCCAACGCCUGCCAACACCCCAACUCCCUCAACAACAAUGCUGCAAGGGCGUAUGCUGCACAGAUCUCGAGAUUCCUCGACUGAGGCUCGCACAGGCCUCUAGUGUGGGGGAACCUCGUGAGGGGAAUGCUGCUUGAGCGCUUCAGAGGGACAGGCGGGUUCUCCGAGACACGAAGGAGAGACCCUGGCGGAAGCCCGCGUGCGCUGCCUGGUGCAACCCGAACGGCGCCCGCCCAUCGCUUGCCAGCGUCUUUCAUUCUUUUCUUUAUAGGCGCAAAUACUGAGCCCCGCGGAAGCUCUGCAACCAAAGAAGCUCCUUUCGGGGGGCCACUGCAGCUGGAGGCGCGGGCUCCCCAUCCAGCCCGGUCACCUACCUCCCAAAGUGGGACAGGCGCGACAGCCGCUGCCCACGGCCGCAAGGAUCCCGAGGAGCUGGCAGAGGCUGGCGGCCGGACGCUCCAGGGUGCAGGGCGGGAGGAGAAUCCUGGGGUACGAGCGCACGCGACAGAGAGCCAGGCCCGCAGCCGCAGUGGGGUGCCUGGAGACGUCCGAGCGCUGGAGCGGAGCGCCGGCUGGAGCUGGGGCUGUUGUGGCUGGGGUUGGAGCCGGAGGCUGGGACCAGAGCUGGGGCGGGACCGACGUACGGGGCGCACGCCCGGGCUCACGUGGCUGCCCCGGGUGGCCAUCACCUCCCUGCAGCCCUGCAGCCGCCGCGUUCUUUUGGCUCCCCCGCCUGUUGAACGCUUCCUGAGCGUUUGGGUCUAAAGCCGGUUACUGUGCCGCGUGAGUCUCUUUUCCGAGCAAUAGCCUAAAAGGCUUUUAUCAGAAAAUCUUUAGAAUUUCUCGACUUCUGUUUUGAAGAAACUUAAGACACUUUCCAAGAGAGGGAGGGGGAAUGCAGGAGAGGGUGAAACAACAAAAAUUGUGUUGAAAACUCAAAGAAUCCAAAUUCAUGGGCCGGGCAGUGGUGGCACAUCCUAGGACUCAGGAGGCAGAAGCAGAAGAAACUUCGUGAGUUUGAGGCCAGCCUGGUCUACAGAGGGAGUUCAUCUAGUCUGUGCCAUUUAUAUUUGACAAUUUGACACAAACCCAGGUCAUCUGGAAAGAGAAAACGUCAACUGAGAAAAUGCCUCCAAGAGAUUGGCCUGUGGGCCAUUUUCUUAAUUGAUGAUUGAUUUGGAAGGGUCCAGCUCACUGUGGGCGGUGCCACCCCUGGGCAGGUACUUCUGGGUAUACUCUAAGCAAGCAGGCAAAGCAAGCCAAUAAGCAGGGGUCCCCAGUGUUCUCUGCUUCAGUUCCUGCCUCAGGUGCCUGCCCUGACUUCCCUUCAGGACAGACUGACUGUAUGCUAUAAGCCGAAAUAAACCCUUUCCUCCCCA
Molecule: messenger RNA, 1392 nt
Organism: Rattus norvegicus (Norway rat)
Lineage: Eukaryota; Metazoa; Chordata; Mammalia; Rodentia; Muridae
Source: RefSeq, a predicted model, not a curated record